AUGGCCACUAAUAUUAUAAGUGAUCAUCCAUUAGCCGGCGCCGGUAGUUCUUCAGGUGGCGAGAAGAAGGGUUUGAAGGUUCUUAUCGCCAUUGACGAAAGCGGUGAAAGCUUCUACGCCCUCCAAUGGGCUCUCGAUCACCUCUUCCCUUCCCUGCCCGGUAUUGGCGCCACCGUCGUGGAAUCUAGGCGUGAAGUUGGGAUGCUGACUAUCAUGAAUGUCAUAGAGCCUUUCCAUCAAUACAUCCUCCCCGCCGGACCUGCUGGUUAUAGUUCAAAUUUGGAAUCUGUAAGGAAGGCGCGAGAAGAGAGUGCAGGAGUUUUACUUGCUCAGGCGCUUCGAUUGUGCAAGGAUAAGAUGGUUAAGGUGGAAACUUUGAUUGUGGAAGGUGAUCCAAAGGACAAGAUAUGUGAGGCUGGAGAUGAAAUGCAUGCAGAUCUGCUUGUUCUUGGCAGCCGUGGACUUGGAAAGAUCAAAAGGGCAUUCAUGGGAAGUGUGAGUGAUUAUUGUGUUCAUCAUGCAAAGUGCCCCGUUCUCAUUGUUAGACCACAGCCACAUGCCAAAUAG
Impatiens glandulifera is the source of this 567-nucleotide messenger RNA. RefSeq names its product universal stress protein in QAH/OAS sulfhydrylase 3'region-like. NCBI's taxonomy places the organism in Eukaryota, Viridiplantae, Streptophyta, Magnoliopsida, Ericales, Balsaminaceae. The coding region runs from base 1 to 567 and encodes 188 amino acids. The transcript has 4 exons. The record is from RefSeq and is a predicted model, not a curated record.